GUUGAAGUGCCAAAAUCUAUUCGAGAUGAAGUCGCAAAACAUCUGAUGGAAAACAAGACCAAGGACGUCAUGAAACAAGUAAAAGUGCCUUGGCUCACUUUUGAACCAAGAAUUUUAAAGAAUCUUCAGAAUGGUCCGCGUCUCAACCCUAAUGAUGUAGAUAAAAUUGUGCGAAGAACUAUAGCGAAUUUGGAAUUUUAGAUACAACUGCUACUGUGCCCAUGUUAAACAAAGUUGCUGAAGAAAUGGUUACUCUAUAUCCUGAAACAUUUGAAGACCGUAAGAGCGAUGGAGUCACAAGACGCGGGAAUGGUACUGCAGCUAUUUUGAGCAAACUUGUAAACCAUCAAAAUUAUUUGACAAGAAAACAGACUGGUACGUUAACCAAAAAAUUAAAAAUUCCUCUAGCAAAACAGAAAAAAUUAAAGUUUGUGAAGUCUGGAUGUAUCAACUAGCAGCCAGUAUCUAUACCACCAGAAGAGACUAAAGAAACGAUUGAACAAAAGAGACUCACUAUUUUUGAAUAUAAAACAUUCAAUGUAGAAGAUAAUGAAGAGUUUAAUUUCAUAACGAAUAUUCUACAACAAACGUUUGCAACUCAAAGAUCUUUCAUAAAUAAUACGGCUCCAGAGGCAAUAUCAAUACAUGCAAUAUUGAAGGAAUGGCCCUGUUUAUUGCACAAGGAUAUUCUGUACAUUCAUUUCCAAUUACUUAUUCAAGCAUCCGUGAAGAUAGCAAAAGAAAAAUUUACUGCAGAUAUUUUGAAGGUUUUAUCAUUGGGGCUAAUGAAAUCUUAUAUUUUAAAAGACAGCAUUCAUUCCCAAAAUCAUGCUUUUUUAGUCAUGCAAAUAAUUUUCAAACAUUUUAAUGAGAAUUAUGAAGAAACUUUCAUUCCAGUUGAGAAUGAAUCUCAAAUCAGUGAUUUAACGUUGUACAGUGCUGAUCCGUGUAUUUUGGAACUGAACAAAGAGCCUAAAGAAUUUCUACUGGUAAAAGAUUGUAACGUUUUUGAGAGGACCGAUUCGAUUGUCGACGCUGUAUUUAUUAUGGUUGCUGCUUGCUUUGCCUUCAAUCAUCUUUACCAUGACUAAAGGAGUUAUUUUUUGGAGUUCAUUCAGAAAUUUUAUUUCGAAAUUUUUGCGAACGAUCAAACAACUAGGGCUCGUUUAUCUAAAAUUUCUAAGAAAGUUAACAUUCUUCAAAAUGUUCUUACUAAAAUUGAAAUUAGCGAGAUACUUUUUCCUACGGUCGAGGGAUCUUAGAUUUUAAUAUUUUAUUAUUAUUUAUUUGUUAAUCUAUUUAUUUUAUUUAAAUAUUUGUAGUGUCCUGAUUACAGAUAUUAAUAGUUCAUGUUCCUAAGGUGUUACUUUUUUGCAUUACAUUUGUAGUUUUACAGUUCUUUUUGCGAGUAUUCUAUUGUAUAAAUUUGUAUUGUCAUUACGAGCAUCAUGAUAAGUAUAAAAAAAUAUAAGAA
Messenger RNA from Phymastichus coffea, 1474 nucleotides. RefSeq lists its product as uncharacterized. The transcript has 3 exons. The record is from RefSeq and is a predicted model, not a curated record. NCBI's taxonomy places the organism in Eukaryota, Metazoa, Arthropoda, Insecta, Hymenoptera, Eulophidae. Bases 786 to 1091 code for a protein of 101 amino acids.